UGGUGGCACGGUGCGCAUACCUGGGGUGCUUGCGUGACACACGUCUCCUGUCCCAGGGCUGCCCGUGGAUCAAAGCUGCCAGAGCCACCAACUGGCAAGGCCACCAGCCUGAUCUCUGAGGAAAACACACUGGACCCUCGGGUCCUCAGGAGGAGGAAAUGCGAGCUCUAGGUUGUCCACCCGCUCCGUUACAGCGCCAUCUCCUAGCUCAGAGAUUCUGGGUGCUGGCUGUCCGUUAGAAUCACCUGAGGGCUCUUACAAAUACAGAUCAAGUCCACCCCAGACCAUUUAAACCCGAGACUCUGAGGGUGGGCAUCAUGUUUUUAAGUGCCCCCAGAUGACUCAAAGGUGCAACCAGGGCUGAGAACCCCUGCUCUAACUGUGGAGGAAAGGAAAGUCCCCCCCAAGACUGUUCCAGGCCUGACACUGAGAUACAGCAGAGAGACUCUGGGCAAGGCUUAGGGGAAAUGACAUGCAUUGCUUCACCUGAAAGAUCAGACAUGUGUGCACUGCAAAAAAUUCAGAAAACCCAUAAAAGUACAGCGAAAUCCCACACGGACUCUGGGAGAUUUUUCUAAGGCGGGAGUGAGGAGGAGGUCCCAAUAAGAGCCCCAGCUGGCUGACAGCUCCCUGCUUCUAGGCUGAGGUGGGGAGCAGGGUAGCUACCCCCACCUCACAUUGGAGCACUGGAUCACAUUGGCUGCCAGGAAUAGAACCGAUUCUUGCAACCCCACCCCAUCUCCCCACCAAGUGAAUAACAGCUACUGGCUUGGUGUCCCGGCAUUGGGGGUACCAUCUUGGCCCCAGGUAUGUCUGGAUGGGGUGGGUGCACAGGCUGGGCAGGGCCACACAAGGCAAUGGUACCUUCUCGUUCGCAGGGAGCUAGAGCUGUUCUUUGGGCCAUCCUCGGGUUUAGGCACUCCAGGCGGUCCCACGGGCACAGUAACUGCCCAGUCUCCACCUCCUCCAGCCCUGGCAGUUCCCAGGGUGCCCUCGGGGAAGUCGCUCUUGGGCCAUGAGGCCCUGGUGACUGUCACUGCCCCUCCGCGGCCUGCAGCCAAGGGUAGGGGUGACCCAGGGGAGCCCAAGGCUGCUCUCCUCCAGGGCGUGAGAGGUUGUUUCCAGGCAGUGGGAUCCAGGAGGCGAGUCAGGCAGGCCUGUCCCAGCCCCACCCCCACCCCCGUCUGCGCUCCAGAGGGCUCACCCCCUGAGGGACCCGGUCCCCAGGAAAGCACCUGUCUGAGGGUGCUUGGAUAAGACCUGGGACACCGGGACACUGCCGUGGGAACUGGAGCUCAGGGAACCUGGGGGCGGGGUCUGGGCAUGGCUGGCAGCUAGCACCAGCCCCACCCACUCGGGGCUCACCGACGCCCCUUUGUCAAUACUGAUGCUGGACCUUCAGAGAUAAGCCGGAGGAGGGGAGAAAGGAAACAGUAGUGCUGCCCCCACCCCCACCCCUGAGAGAGUCCUUGGAACCUGCUAGGCAAGGUCGGGGCAGGCUGCGGGGGCCUGGGGCGGGAAGAGGUCACCGGGGCAGAGAGGAGGAGGGUCAUGGCCAGGGCAGCGCUGGUCAAAGUAAGCCAGGCUCUGCCCUUCUGACUCCAGGCCCAGAUCCGUAGGAGUGUGGCCCAGCAGAGGGAGAAAGUGGCAGAGCCCCUUCUUGCACUGGGGAGGAGGAAGGGAGAGGCCAGGCACCCCCUUGUCCUUGUAGCAUUCUGGCUGCCUGUGAGCACCACCCUGUGCCCCAGUUUCCUCUCUCUGUGCCAAGAAGGGUAUGAUCCCACGGGGUGGAGCUUGUCCACACCAGGCACCAAGUGGUGCUGCUCAUGUAGGCCUCAGGCCAGGCCCUGGACCCACUGCCAUUUCUCUAGGGUCUGGGGUCACAGGUUACAGGGUGGGACCGUUCUGGAGUAGGGCAGUUAUUCCCACCUAAGUUCUUCUGGGUCCCAGGGACCCAGAGAAUCCUGAGGGGAGGGGACUUGGAGAAGUCCUUUUGCAGUGCCCCCCACUAAGCUCCCGAGGCUGCAUGCAGCCAGGUGGUGUGUCCUGCUUACAGCGGGGGUGGAGGGAUGUGGCCUCCCCUGCCUUCUUGGAGGAGGAAAUGUCAGCUCAGAAAACACCCAAGGAACAUCCCCGAAGUCACUCAGCCAGCAGGUGCUUCAGGUGGCAUUAGAGCCUGACUUUGGCGAGGACUCAGUGCCAGGCUGGCUUCAGGACAGAGCCCAGCAAAGGGUCCAAACACACCCCCUCAACCUGGAUCAGGCACAGGCCACAGAAGCAUGUCAACAAAGGCUUAUUAAGCAACUACUGUGCUCCAGGCACCACUCUAGACAAGAGAUCCAGCAGUGAGCGAGGCCCUGCCCACAAGGGGUUCACCUUGCAGCUGGGACGUGAACACCAAACAAGAUCUAAAUCAGUGAGGUCAUCAGCGUUGGAAGGCACUAAGAGGAAAGUGCCUGGAGACUGGCAUCUGGGAAGGAAACAGAAAGGAGACUGGGUGAAGGCCUGAGCUCCGGGCCUGCUGACAUUUAAAAGCCCCUAAAGAGAUGGCAGAGAGGCCAAUGAGGAUGGACACCAACAAGGGCCUCCCAGCCAUGGAGAGCCACAGGGACCUCCACAUAUGGAUCAUUGAGAAUCUGAAGAUGGUGCCGGUCCCUGAACGGGCUUAUAGGAACUUCUUCGAAGAACACUGCUACAUCGUUCUGCACGUCCCUCAGAGCCUGAAGGCCACACAGGGGGCCUCCAAAGACCUGCACUACUGGGUGGGCAAGGAGGCGAGCCGGGACGCGGAGGACGCGGCGGGCUCCUUCGUGCAGCACCUGCAGGAGGCGCUGGGUGGCGCCACCGUGCAGCACCGCGAGGCGCAGGGCCACGAGUCUGCGUGUUUUCUCAGCUACUUCAGCCCGGGAAUCAUCUACAGGAAGGGAGGUCUGGCCUCUAUCCUCAGUCACGUGGAGACCAACAUGUACAACAUCCAGCGACUGCUGCACAUCAGAGGGAGGAAGCAUGUGUCAGCCACUGAGGUGGAGCUCUCCUGGAACAGCUUUAAUAAGGGAGACAUCUUCCUGCUGGACCUGGGCAGGAUGAUGAUCCAGUGGAAUGGGCCGAAGACCAGCAUUGCCGAGAAGUCACGGGGCCUGGCCCUGACCCGCAGCCUCCAAGACCAGGAGCGUGGUGGCCGUGCACAGAUUGGCGUGGUGGAUGAUGAAGCUAAAGCCACUGACCUCAUGCAGAUCAUGGAAGCUGUGCUGGGCUGCAGAGUGGGCAACCUGCAUGCCACCACGCCCACCAGGAGUAUUAACCAACUGCAGAAGCCCAGUGUCCACCUCUACCAUGUCUAUGAGAAGGGCAAGGACCUGGUGAUCCAGGAGUUGGCGACCUGCCCACUGACCCAAGACCUACUGCAGAAGGAGGACUGCUACAUCCUGGACCAAGGUGGUUUCAAGAUCUACGUGUGGCAGGGACGCAUGUCCAGCCUCCAGGAGAAAAAGGCUUCCUUCAGCCGGGCUCUGGGCUUCAUCCAGGCCAAGGGCUACCCGAGCUACACCAACGUUGAGGUGGUGAACGACGGCACCGAGUCGGCUGCGUUCAAGCAGCUUUUCCAAUCGUGGUCUGGGGAGCAGGGCAAGAACAAGAAUCCGCGUGGGAUAGGUAAAUUGCUUCAGGUAAAGCUGGACGUGGGCAAGCUGCACAGCCAGCCUGAACUAGCGGCCCAGCUCCGGAUGGUGGACGACGGCUCAGGGGAGGUGGAGGUGUGGUGCAUCCAGGACUUAUGCAGGCAGCCCGUGGACCCCAAGCAUCGUGGACAGUUGUGUGCAGGCAGCUGCUACCUUGUCCUCUACACAUACCGGAAUAUGGGCCACAUCCAGUACCUCCUGUACCUGUGGCAGGGCCUCCAGGCCUCCGCACAGGAGAUCAAGGCCCUGAGCAGCAAUGCCGAGGAGCUCGACCUCCUGUACCAUGGAGCCCUGGUGCACGAGCACGUGACCAUGGGAAGCGAGCCCCCUCACUUCCUUGCCAUCUUCCAGGGCCAGCUGGUGGUCUUCCAGGGGAGCACUGCGCACAGUGGGAAGGAGCAGCUGACAUCUGCCACCAGGCUCUUCCACAUGCGAGGCACCGACAAGCACAACACCUGGACCGAGGAGGUGCCAGCCCGCGCCUCAUCCCUCAACUCCAGCGACAUCUUCCUGCUGGUCACCGCCGGCUUCUGCUACCUCUGGUUUGGGAAGGGCUGCAGCGGUGACCAGCGUGAGAUGGCACGGACGGUGGUCACUGUCAUCUCCAAGAAGAACAAGGAAAUAGUGCUGGAGGGUCAGGAGCCUCCUCACUUCUGGGAGGCCCUGGGGGGCCGGGCGCCCUACCCCAGCAACAAGAGGCUCCCCGUGGAUAUGUCCGGCUUCCAGCCCCGACUGUUCGAGUGCUCCAGCCAGACAGGCCACCUGGUCCUCACGGAAGUGGUGUUCUUUAGCCAAGAGGACCUGGACAAGUAUGAUGUCAUGUUACUGGACACCUGGCAGGAGAUCUUCCUGUGGCUGGGGGAAGCUGUGAGCCAGCAGAAGCAGGAGGUGGUGGCCUGGGGCCAGGAGUACCUGAGGACCCACCCGGCAGGGAGGAGCCUGGCCACGCCCAUCGUGCUGGUCAAGCAGGGCCAUGAGCCUCCCACCUUCACAGGAUGGUUCCUCACCUGGGACCCCUACAAAUGGACCGUGAGUGAGGGCAGCCUGGGAGCAGUAUCUGCCAUCUCUGAAAUAACAGCAGAGAUCAACAACUUCCAGCUGUCCAGGUGGCCAGUCAGUGGCAGGGCAGGCCCGUUGGCCCAGCAGGCCCUCAAGGGCUCCGAGGACAGCUCAGAGAACGAGCUGGAGCUGGGCCCCAAGGCGAACUGUGGCGAUGCCAGCACCGGUGCCAGCACCAACAGCAGCACCAGCAGCUACCCCAGCAGCCCCAGAUGCGUGAGCAACGGGGGCCUGCCCCGAGAACGGCUCAUGCACCAGGCCGCUGAGGAUCUGCCAGAGGGCGUGGACCCAGCCCAUAAGGAGUUCUAUCUCUCAGACUCUGACUUCCAAGAUAUCUUUGGGAAGUCCAAGGAGGAGUUCUACAGCAUGGCCAAGUGGAGGCAGCAGCAGCAGAAGAAACAGCUCGGCUUCUUCUGAACCCAGGCCCUGCCCCUCACAUGGCCAGACCCCCGCGAGCACCUCCUGACACCCACCUGAGGCCCUGGGGAGGCCCUACCGGCAGUCUCUACUCAGAGACGCCUGGGUCACUAAAAUAAAAGCCUGUGGUCAUCACAA
Molecule: messenger RNA, 5291 nt
Organism: Vicugna pacos (alpaca)
Lineage: Eukaryota; Metazoa; Chordata; Mammalia; Artiodactyla; Camelidae
Source: RefSeq, a predicted model, not a curated record